CUCUAUAUAUACCAUCACAAAUCAUAGCCAGAUGUGUUUAUGCUGAUCUUUCAAUAUGGAAUAUUGCUCUCAGCUUCUAGCUUAUUCUACUUAAUUCUUCAGCAUUGAUUGAAAAUUUUAUUCAUAAUGCGCAUUCCUUUUCUCUAAACUCCUAUAGAUGAUUCCUUCCUACCCCACCUCAUCCUCCCUCCUUUUUAUUGUUCUUAUGCACUAGUAGACUUAUAUGUCUGGAUUUCACAAUAAAAUUAGAUUAUAAUCACUCAGGAAAAUGACUGAAUCUGAAAGGCUCUUGUAUUUUCAGUGAAAACACUGAAAAACAUGCUAGACCCUGAUUGCAAUAUUAGCGAGGUCUAAUUGGUCUCAAAUGAAGUGAUGUGUUCCACUUUUACAUUACUUGAAUGGUUUCAAAUUUUGAGCCUUUGCUUCUACCUUUAAUUCCCACGUUUAGAUCAUAGAGCAUUUCUCUUCUUUAUGGUUCCAAACAGACAUACAUUUUAGACCUUAGUAUUAUUCAUCUUGCUCUUACAACCAUAAAAUCUUUAGUCUAAAGGACAAUUGCGAUUGUGUGUCCUCAUAAAAGAGUUCUUUUAUAAAAAGGGAGGAUAUUUAUAUAACCCUUGUGAUGGAAGUUAGAGCCAAAUUAGCACAAUUUUUUCCCUCAAUCACUAACAGUAAAUCCGAAAAUCUCUAAUGGAUCAUCUGGUAGUACAAUGACAAGUUGAGAAACGUUUUAGAUUAUAUCCAGAGUUCACUCUCACUUCCCAAAUUUCUGGCAGCAACAGUGCUAAGAAAGAAUCUUUAAUCCUAAUCCUCUAUUCCCGAGGGAGGCAGGCAAGGAAGUUUUGGUGAGGAGCGUUAAAGAUAUUUUUGUAGAGAUGUAUUAGAUAUGCUACUGUGAGCCUUGUAGGAGGCUACUGAAGAUUUGCGGGUUCCGUUUUGAUUUCCCUUGAAAAACCUCCAUAUAGGCGGGGGCAGGAGCCCGGCCCAGCGUAGGGGCAUCAAAGCUCUGCCUAUCAUUGUCCCGGGUCUGGGAGCCCCUGUCCCCGCCCACCCAUCAGUUCUGUUCGCGCUUGCGCAGAGGCGGCGGCCGGAGAGUAGUCGGCUGGGAAAUGGCGGCCGCGGGCUUGGUCGCUGUUGCAGCGGCUGCUGAGUACUCUGGCCCAGUGGCAUCGGGUGGUAACCUUUCCGGUGUUAACUGCGGCCCGAGCCUCGGGGCGGGCUCCGGUCCUGGCCCAGGCUCGUGGAGCCGCUCCCUCGAUCGAGCGCUGGAGGAAGCGGCAGUAACCGGGGUGCUGAGCCUGAGCGGCCGGAAACUGAGGGAGUUUCCCCGGGGAGCGGCCAACCACGACCUGACGGACACCACUCGGGCGGACCUGUCACGAAACCGCCUCUCAGAAAUUCCUAUAGAAGCAUGUCACUUUGUUUCUCUUGAAAAUCUCAACUUAUAUCAAAAUUGUAUUCGGUAUAUCCCAGAGGCGAUUCUAAACCUGCAGGCCCUAACAUUCUUAAAUAUUAGUCGGAACCAACUGUCAACAUUGCCAGUACACUUGUGUAAUUUACCAUUGAAAGUUUUAAUUGCUAGUAAUAACAAAUUGGUAUCACUUCCAGAAGAAAUUGGACAUCUCAGACAUUUGACAGAACUUGAUGUGAGCUGCAAUGAAAUUCAAACUAUACCUUCCCAGAUUGGUAAUCUGGAGGCCUUGAGAGACCUUAAUGUGAGAAGAAAUCACUUAGUACGUUUGCCUGAAGAGCUGGCAGAGUUACCUUUGAUACGGUUAGACUUCUCAUGCAAUAAAAUUAUAGCAAUCCCUGUUUGUUAUCGGAAUCUUAGGCACCUACAAGUGAUCACCCUAGAUAACAAUCCACUGCAGUCACCUCCUGCACAGAUAUGUAUAAAAGGCAAAAUCCACAUUUUUAAAUUCCUGAACAUACAAGCUGGUAAGCUUGCUCCAGAUCUGCCAGAUUAUGAUAGGAGACCCUUGGGUUUUGGCUCCUGCCAUGAAGAACUAUAUUCAGGUCGCCCUUAUGGAGCCCUUGAUUCAGGUUUCAAUAGUGUGGACAGUGGUGAUAAGAGAUGGUCAGGGAAUGAGCCUACAGAUGAAUUUUCAGAUCUGCCUCUCCGAGUAGCAGAGAUUACUAAAGAACAAAGACUACGACGAGAAAGCCAAUACCAAGAGAAUCGCAACAGUUUAGUAGUAACAAAUGGUGGAGUGGAACAUGAUCUGGAUCAAAUUGACUACAUUGACAGCUGUACUGCAGAGGAAGAAGAGGAUGAGGUGAAACGGUCCAAGGGACUGGACUCAGAGAGCCUCAGUUCACAGUUUAUGGCAUAUAUUGAACAACGGCGAGUCUCUCAUGAGUGUUCACCAGUAAAGACAAGUGCCAUUAGGGAGUUUCAAAAAACAGAAGACAUGAGAAGAUGUUUACAUCAAAACAGGGUUCCAGUUGAGCCAUCUUCUCACUUAUCACUAUCACCAAGUCACAAUCAGCUGUCAUAUACAGACUUGGAACUUCAUCGGAGAAAAGAACAAUUAGUAGAGCGCACUAGGAGAGAAGCACAGCUUGCUGCCCUGCAAUAUGAGGAGGAGAAAAUAAGGACUAAGCAGAUUCAGAGAGAUGCUGUCCUGGAUUUUGUCAAGCAAAAAGCAUCACAAAGUCCACAAAAGCAACAACCUCCCACAGAUGGUGAGUGUCCCUUCCCAUCCAGAAGGUCUCAACACACUGAUGAUAGUGCCUUGUUAGUGUCGCUGUCAGGGUUGAAUCAAGUGGGCUGUGCUGUUACCCUGCUUCAUUCUUCUGCCUUCACGCCUCUUAAGAGUGAUGACAGAUCUACUGCCAUUUCAAGUUCACCUACAACAGAAACAGUUCAUCAUUCCCCUGCAUAUUCUUUUCCUGCUACUAUCCAGAGAAAUCAACCCCUGCGCCCUGAAAGUUUCCUUUUCCGAGCAGCUGUCAGGGCAGAAACAAAUAAAGGCCAUGCUUCUCCUCUCCCAUCUUCUGCACCUACCACUGAUUCUACAGAUCCCAUAUCAAGGCAGAGAGAAGAAGAGCUGAAAUUAAUAGAACAACUACGAAAACAUAUAGAGUACCGACUAAAAGUAUCUCUGCCUUGUGAUCUUGGAGCAGCUCUAACUGAUGGUGUUGUUCUUUGCCAUUUGGCCAAUCAUGUGCGUCCUCGAUCUGUCCCAAGCAUUCACGUUCCCUCACCAGCUGUGCCUAAAUUAACAAUGGCAAAAUGCAGGCGAAAUGUGGAGAAUUUCCUAGAAGCUUGCAGAAAAAUUGGUGUACCUCAGGACAUUCUUUGUUCCCCUUCCGACAUCCUUCAGCUAAAUCUCAGCGUUAAAAGAACUGUUGAAACACUACUUUCUCUUGGGGCACAUUCAGAAGAAUCCAGUUUUGUCUGUCUGUCUAUCCAACUUCUGGGCUUUGUGGCAUUUUAUUGUACUUUAAUGUUAACUCUCUGUAUGCUUUAUUACUGGGUCCUCCCCCUGUAGCUGAAAGAUUGUGUUCCAGUGAUUCUCCACUUCAUUCCUGUACUUGGCAAAGGAGGUUUGUUGCUCACGAAGACACAUUAUUUACAUAUUUCUCCCUGCCCUGGCCUUCAGAGAGCUAACCUUAGUAGAUAAGUCCUUCCAGGUCCAGGUGAGCAGCCUGUCACCUUAGUAAGCAUUAAUGAUGGCUAACAGUGAAUAAAAGACUAGCAUUUUCUUUCCUGGUCAUUUAUCCAUUCUCCUACCCUGUGGCCUUGUUUCUCUUAUCAUAAAUGCCAGUGCAUUUGUACUAAUUCAAUCCUGAAUCUGUUGUUAGAAAUGUGAGACACAGAACUUUAUCUCCAAAUGACAAAAUAAAAUGUCCAUCUGGCCAUUUUUCCAUACUUAACACUACUUGAGUAUUAAAACUGUGAGUUACUGAGCAUGAGGAAAACAGUGGCACCCUUCUGGAUUAGGGGCACCUUGUCACUUAUAUUACAACCCCGAAAUCCUGAAUUUGCCCUUAAAGAUCUUUCUAUGGCUAUAAUUUCUGGACAUUGGAAGGUGCUAGCCACGUAAUGUUAAUAAUUUUAAUUUGGUCAUAAUGUUCAGUUUAAAGAUCAUAUAGGUCCCUAAAUUGCUGUUCUGAGCCCAAUAUGUAUAUAUGCAGUACACAUCAAGCAGGAGUAGAUACUUGUCCACAGUAACUUUGUUUGUUAAAUGUAACCGAAGUUCACUUCUAGAACGCUAUUUGGGAUUUAUGUAAAUUCUAAUAUAUUUGAACCAUCCUUAUAGGUGAAUUUGUAUAUAGGCUGUUGGGGAGAUUAAAUUGAAGCAUUUGGCAGGUAAAGUAUUCAGCUGCAGUCUUUGUUCUGUGCCCCCAUCGAUAAAUAUUGUCUCUCUUUCAGAAUACUUAAUAUAUGAGCUAAUAGACCUUAUUCAGAUUCUAAUUCUCAUAAUGGUGUUUCUGAACCUUCAGAAAUCUUCUGAACUCUGUUAACAAAAGUAUGAAGGGAGAUUACAAGGAAUGUAACAUGCUGCUGAAGAAUUCAGCCUGUGGGUCUGAUUGCUUGGUUUUCUUCCACAUUAAAUAGGGAGUUAUUUUAACACUUUUAAAGACUGUGUAAUGUUAAUACCGAAAUAUUGAACACUGUGAUAACCUCAGUUUUCUACAGUAGUGCCUUCCAGAGUUGGGGGGUUAGUUUGGGCUUGUUCUAUAUUUAAGAUGUCUUAGUCAAUGAUUAUUCUCAGAGUUUUGUCCCUUUAAAAAAUCACCUGUUAAAAAAACACACAUGCUCAUGUGUGGUUUAGGAAAGUAGUUGUAUAUUGUCUUGAGAACACACACCAUUCCCUCUAACCAGCUGGAAGUUAGUUGUAUGUCUAGAAAGCAUGAGCCACUAAAAGUGUGAACCAUGGGGCCGUACAGGUUACAUACAGAGUGCUGCUGACAAGAGAGCCCCUAAACAGUCCUGAAGGAAAUGCUUUUCCAGAAGAUAAAACACCAUGCAAGUUCAUUUUUAAACGCAGCUAAUCCAUACUUGCAGUCCUUUGCAAAGUAUUUCUACAAAGUUGCUAAGUUCUAUUCAGUCAAAAGAUUACAAUUACCUUGUUUUUAUUAAAAUAUUUUAAAAAGAAAGUAAUUAAGGAGCACAAGUACCUAUAACUUUCUCAAAAAUAAAUACUUACUAUAUAUUUUAUUACCACUGGUUUUUAAAAAUAUUAUAGUAAUAUAGUGAGUGCCAAUGGAAAGCAGAGAAAAAUCCUGUUAUUUUCUUUAAUAAAUACUAUAACUUCUCUUUUAAUGGAACCAGAAUUCUUUUUUGGAGAGCAAUUUCUUUUUUCUUUUUUUUUUCUGAAUAUUUAGCCUAAAGAGAAAUACCAAUGAAACUUUUUUUAAAAUUGUAGAUGGACACAAUACCUUUAUUUUGCUUAUUUAUUUUUAUGAGGUGCUGAGGAUCAAACCCAGUGCCUCACACAGCUGAGCCAUAACCCCAGCCCUCCCAAUGAUAAUUUUUAUGGUUAAGAAUUGCCUUUUUCUAUUCUCUAUUUACAAGAAAGAAUUAACCAAACAAGUUAAUGAGGCAAAAACAAUUAGCAAACUUGUAAACACUUUUCACAUAUUGGUCAUUAUUAGUGACUAAGCUCUCAUAAUACCAGUGUAGUUAACUCAUUAAAUUCUAGGCAAUGAUACAUUACCUUUUUAAAUACAACUCCUUUUUAAUUUUGUAAUUCAGAUUUCUAAUUCAGACUGGGCCUUCUAUGACCUAUCCAAAAUUAGGGUAGAGUUUCUCAAAAUCAUCUAAAUCUCAAAAGAGUUUAGAUACACUUAAUUCUUCCAUUUAUCCCUGCCUGACCUGAGAACCCAGAAUCAGAAUUAUAAUGUAGCUAGUGGGCUUCCCCUUUUCAUGCAGUCUAAGUUACAUCAUGAGCCAUUUUGUAUUCCCAUGGCAUGUAAUCCUGAAAGUGCUUUCUCCUAAAAUGUUGUAUCUUUUUAGGCUUGAGCCAUCUAAUAACUUGGAAUUUGUUUUAUUAUUUUUCACCUGCCUAUUGGGCUUUUGCUUAUCAGCAAUAGAGGAUAUUGCUUUCACUCCAUAGCAUACUAUUCUUCCUCUGUUGUAUGUAUAAAUGUAUGCUGCUUCUCAAUUUUCCAGUUUUGAAAAUGUUCUGUAUGUACUUUUAGUUGUGUUAAUAAAGUGACAGUGUCAGGCACCGUCUCUAUCUAACUCAUAUUAACAGAGGUCAGUUUCUCAAGUACAGACUUUUCAUAUCUCACUUGAUUAUUAUGAGGUAGAGAACUACUUAUUUUUUACUUUUAGUUCUAGAAGUGAUGUUCAUCCUUUUUCUCUUUUGUUUUGUUUUAUGUUACGUUGUCCCAUUUCAGGAGCAAUUAUGUUUGCCUCUCCACAUUUUAGAAGAGAAAGGUUUGAGCCAGGUGGCAGUGACCGUCCAGGCUCUCCUGGAACUUGCACCACCCAAGCAGCAGCAGCACCAACUAUCUGCUGUUUAAGGACUCCCAGGACCUUGGCAUUGGCCUGACCCAAACAAGGAGCAGGACAACGAGAUUGCUGCUGUCAGCCGUCUGAUAUCAAACAAAGCUCUUAACGUGUUCUUAGAAGAAACUGUUUCCAUGAUUCCUACCAGGAAUGUUUUACUUCAUUUCUCCAUUUUAGGGGAGGUUAUGUCCAUUUCCACUGAUUUUUUUUUUUUUUUUUUUUUUUUUUGUUAAGACCCAGUUGGUUUUCUCACAUGAAACUUCUCAUUAUUGAGAACCCAACACUGAAGUCUAAACUGGCUGUGCUUUCCUAGAGGCUUAUUUCAAACACCACAGCAAAUACCUUCUAAGAUAUUUGGCUCUCUUGAAGGCACAGACAUGCUAUUAUCUUUACCAGUUCCCAAGACAUCUAGGGAAUUCUAAACAGCUAUGCAUUUAGAAUUUCCUGUAGCAUUUGUUAAAAUACAGAUUCACAUUCACUAGGUCUGGGGUGAGGCCUGGAAAUCUGUAUUUUCAACACAUUCCCACUUUUAAUUAGUGGAGACUUCUGCUCCAAGCCAGAUAGUUGUGUGGUUCUAUGGAGGUACUGCCUGCCCCCUGCAUUUUUCAGCCACAUUUAAAAAUCAAAAGCUAUAUUAUGAUGACAUAGACUAUUCUGUUAAAGGCAAAAUUCAAAUAAUAUAGAAGGCCUAGAUUUUAAAUACCUAAACAGAGAAACGAUACUGUUGUAUUUGAAGCCAGUGUACUAAGCCUCCCUCCAACUCCAGAGCCCAUUACCACAUCAACCUCUUCCUGAGGAUGGUUCUGCGUAUCAUCCUGCUAUUAUCUAAACAAAUAAGCACUCUAUCCUGGGAUUCCAAGUCCUUAAGCUGGUAACAUGUACCACUCUGAAUCAUUUGCAUGAACUUCAAUGAGCCACCCUUAGCCCCAAGCUUCUCCCAGGACACCUGGACCUGCAGACACAUUCUAGUCACAGCAGUGUAACACAUCCAGCUCCCCACCUAAUGGAAGAUUAUGAAAAAGCAAAUGAAAAGGAAGAAAAAAGCCACAUUCUUUAUAUUCUUACAGGUUAACUGCCAGUUUCCAUGACUGAAAGAAAGCACUUAGGGCAUCUUAAAAACUGCUUCCUGUCUUACCCUCACUGAGCUCCACCAUUAGUGCCUUAUAUUCCCAAUUGUGGGUGGAGGGAAAGGGCCACUGGCUCACACAACACAAAACCAGGAGCCUUUAAUUCAAGUUUAAACCACAUGGGUUUUUCUUCCCUGUAUUUUGAGCCCUUUUUAGUUGUCAGCGAUAUCUUUUGGUGUUGACUGCCUUUGUAAACCAGAUAAAUAGAGUAAGUAAAGAUACUAGUUAUAUAGGGAUUUUUUUCUCUACUUAUUAACUAUUUUGGAUUUUCUUUAUCAUUGCAUGCAUUUAACAUCAAUGUUUUCCUUUAUCAUGUGAAUGCAGCAUCUAAAAAUAGUUUUGGACAAAAUCAUUUUGAGUAUUUGGUCAAAAUAAUGUUUGUUUUUUCCUUAUUCCUGCACAGAUCUGGGUUCAUUAGAACAUUACCAUUUUGUCCAAAUUUAAAAUUAUGUACCAUAGCCGGGCACAGUGGUGCACGCCUGUAAUCCCUGUAGUUUGGGGGACUGAGACAGGCGGAUUCAAAAUUCAAGACCAGCCUUAGCAACUUAGCAAGGCCCUAAGCAACUUAGUGAGAUUCUGUCUCAAAAAUCAAAAGGGCUGGGGAUGUAGCUCAGGAGCAAAGCAUCCCUGGGUUCGGUCUCCAAUACCAAGAAAUAUAUAUGCACACACACACAUAUGUAUGCAUGUGUAUACAUGUAUAUGUAUACAACACAAAACCAGGAGCCUUUAAUUCAAGUUUAAACCACAUAAGUAUGUAUACAUUCAUACAUAUAUACACACAAGUGUAUAUACAAUAUAUAUUUUGGCACUGGAUAUAUAUGGAUAUGUUACAUAUAUACAUAAAACACCUAAACUCCAAAGCCCAAUCCUUCAAGGUCCUCACAGAACAAAAGUAAAAAUGUCUUAUAAGUGCUUAAGCCAGACCCCAUUAGAGUUACAAUUCCAAAUAGACUCACCAACUAUAUAACUUGUUUAGCUGUGUUUUUUAACUACAGAUAUUUUUCCUUCUAGUCAACGUUGAACCAUUAAAUCUCAGUACAAUCUCCAAAUUGUAGACUUUAACAUAUUAUAUGGUGCAUAAGUAUAGAAGACAUUACAUAAUGUAGCACUUGCAAUAUCUGCAACUAAUUUUUCUAUAGGAAUAAGUGGAGCUAGAUUUCAACUUAUUUCAGAUUUUGCACAUAAUAUGAAACCUUGGUAUAUUUUUAUCGAACUAAUUCAAAUUUGUAUUUGAAUUAUUAGAAAAAAGGAUGUACCGUUUUGACUGAGAAUGAAGAAAAAUAUCAAGUAUUGAAUUUUUUCUGUGUUAGCAUGCAAAAAUCAUGGCAUUUUUGUUGGAGAAUUUUUGUAUAAUGUUUCAUUUGUACUUUUUGAUUUUAAACUGGAAAGAACAAUUCAGUUUAACAUUCAACCUUGCUAGACUCCAAUGUAAGAUGAAAGUAGCCUUGUCACACUCCUUCCCAACCUGAAGCAGUGACCUUCCCACUACUGGAAGUGUGAACAGACCAAGUCCUACCUGGUGCAGCCCUUGCCACCUACAGAGAUUUUAUGUCAGCAGUUUCCAGGGUUCGAAAUGCAUCUCUGCUUAAACACUCCAAACCAAUAUUCUCUUGUAAUAACUAGGUCUGGAAACAUCUCGUGGGAGGAGGGGAUUUUAUCUGGCUAGAAUACAGAGUAGGAAAAGGCUUAGUAGUAGGUCACUUUCUUUAACAGCUUUCUAAAAUACAGCCUUACACCUAAUCAAGGAGUCUAUAAUUUCUCUUGCUUCCUCCAGUCAGCAGUGACUAAUGAUGUGUGAUGAUACUGAUGAGUCUGAUGAAUUUUUUUUUAACUAAGUUCUUAAGUGGUUAUAGAAAUGAAGGAAAACAUGGAUAUUUAGAAGCCUUUUUUAUAUACACAUUGCAGUGAGAUGGUUUACAGCAGAUUUCAUUUUAUUUCUGAAAAUGUUACAAACAUGUAAUUAGUAAAAGAUUUUGUAAAACAUUGUCCUAUAUUUGUAUGUAAAUAUAUUGCAUAAGUUCUAAGUAUAAAUAUGUCGAUAUCAUGUAUGUUAUUUUAAAUUGCCUGUAUGUCACCUUACACAUUGACAUUAAAAUAAAAACCAACACUUUAGUAACUUGUAAUAAACAUUUGAAAGUGUGCAUAUCUAAA
Ictidomys tridecemlineatus (thirteen-lined ground squirrel) is the source of this 9741-nucleotide messenger RNA. It is a transcript of the gene Lrch3, whose product is annotated as leucine rich repeats and calponin homology domain containing 3. Gene Ontology annotation, cellular component: cytoplasm. The record is from RefSeq and is a predicted model, not a curated record. Gene Ontology annotation, molecular function: protein binding. NCBI's taxonomy places the organism in Eukaryota, Metazoa, Chordata, Mammalia, Rodentia, Sciuridae.